AUGUUGCCCAAAAAACCAACUGAUUCAUCUACAGAGCAACAUGGCUUUGACGAAGCUCGAUGGGUCAUCAAUCUCCAAAAAUCUCUAGAUGUUGAGCUCGAAGAACACGAUCUCGAAGAAGUCAGAGUCAGCAUUUACACUGUUCCUAAAGCAUUAAUGUGUAGCCAUCCAGAUUCAUACACACCUCACCGAGUUUCGAUCGGACCUUAUCACUGUCUAAAACCAGAGCUUCACGAAAUGGAGAGGUAUAAACUAAUGAUCGCGAGAAAAAUUCGAGAUCAAACUAAAUCUUUCAGGUUUCAUGAUCUCGUAGAGAAGAUAAAAUCCAUGGAGACCAAGAUUCGAGCUAGUUAUCAUAAGUAUAUCGGGUUUGACGGCGAGACUCUGAUGUGGAUUAUGGCUGUAGAUUCGUCAUUCUUGAUACAGUUUCUUAAGAUUUACAGUUCCAGAAAGGUGGAAGCUUUGAUCAAUAGAGUUGGACACAACGAGAUUCUUAGAGAUAUAAUGAUGGUGGAGAACCAAAUCCCGCUUUUUGUUUUGAGGAAAACACUCGAGUUUCAGCUUGGAUCGACGGAUUCAGCUGAUGAUCUGUUGGUCUCUGUUCUCACGGGAUUAUGCAGAGAUCUCUCACCUCUCGUUAUCAAAUUCGACGAUGAUGAAAUUUUGAAGUCUCAGCUUCAAGACUAUAAUCAUAUUUUGGAUUUCUUGUAUCAGAUGAUCGUUCCAAGAAUCGAAUCAGAAGACGCCGAAGAAGAGGAAGAAAACAGAGCAGACGACAAUGGCGAAAACAGAGCAAGUAGGUUUCUGCAAGAGAUCAAGAUUCAAUUCAAUAGGGUUUUCGCAUCUAGAUCUGCGGAUUCAAUCUUGAGAUUUCCAUGGAGAAUCAUAUCAAAUCUUCCCGGAUUCAUCGCUCUGAAACUCUCAGCGAAUUAUCUCUUCACACGACAAGAAAACGAAGCAACAGCAACUAGACAAGAAUCAUCAUCGGCUGCGAUUCCCGACAUGGAGAAGCCUCCUCUCGUCGAAGAACUCACAAUUCCAUCAGUCUCUGAUCUUUACAAAGCAGGAGUUCGAUUCAAAGCAACAAUAAAUGGUAACAUUUCAACGGUAACAUUCGAUUCAAACUCUGGUCAGUUUUACCUCCCUGUAAUAAACCUAGACAUCAACACAGAAACUGUUCUUCGAAACCUCGUUGCUUACGAAGCUUCGAACACUUCAGGAGCAUUAGUGUUCACUCGUUACACAGAGCUGAUAAACGGAAUCAUCGAUUCGGAAGAAGACGUUAGGUUGCUUAGAGAACAAGGCGUUCUUGUGAGCCGUCUCAAGAGUGAUCAAGAAGCUGCGGAGAUGUGGAAUGGUAUGAGCAAAUCUGUGAGGUUGACCAAAGUUGGGUUCUUGGAUAAGACUAUUGAGGAUGUUAACCGGUAUUAUACCGGAAGGUGGAAAGUGAAGAUUGGGAGAUUUGUUGAGGUUUAUCUCUAUGGUUCUUGGCAGAUUUUUGCGUUUUUUGCGGCGGUUUUACUGCUCAUGUUGGUUUCAUUGCAAGUGCUCUCUUUGGUGUUUAGCUACUUGAGGUUGCUUCGGCUGAGAACCGGUUAG
Eutrema salsugineum is the source of this 1599-nucleotide messenger RNA. Its product is annotated as putative UPF0481 protein At3g02645. Bases 1 to 1599 code for a protein of 532 amino acids. Lineage: Eukaryota; Viridiplantae; Streptophyta; Magnoliopsida; Brassicales; Brassicaceae. The record is from RefSeq and is a predicted model, not a curated record. The transcript has a single exon.